Grosmannia clavigera kw1407 is the source of this 1848-nucleotide messenger RNA. Its product is annotated as flavin-binding monooxygenase. The record is from RefSeq and is a predicted model, not a curated record. The transcript is spliced from 3 exons. Gene Ontology annotation, molecular function: flavin adenine dinucleotide binding; N,N-dimethylaniline monooxygenase activity; NADP binding. Lineage: Eukaryota; Fungi; Ascomycota; Sordariomycetes; Ophiostomatales; Ophiostomataceae. The coding region runs from base 1 to 1848 and encodes 615 amino acids.
AUGGCUACAUGCACUGGCCCAGAUUCGCAAGAGACGCUUGACGUAUCCGGAGCUGCCGAGGCGACAUGGAGUUCGACACCCCAUGCGUCUCCGUCGCUGUCUUCCACGGACUCUCUACCCUCGCCUGCAUCGUCGACAGACUCCGUUCCCAAUCCCGACCUGACUAUUCUGGAGAGAAAUAUUGACGAUCCACGAACGCUGCGCGUCAUUGUCAUUGGUGGUGGCAUUACGGGUGUCACUGCCGGCAUCCUGCUACCAGCCAAGGUGCCAAAUAUCGAGCUCACAAUAUACGAGAAAAACAGGGACUUUGGCGGCACCUGGCUUGAAAACACAUAUCCCGGCGUCCGCUGUGAUGUCCCGUCUCACGUCUACCAGUCAACCUUUGCGCCCAAUGUUGAGUGGUCCGACAAGUUCUCGUCAGGCGCUGAGAUCCGAGACUACUGGCAGAGCACGGCACGCAAGUACGACGUCUACAAGUAUGCUGUCUUUGGCCGCCGCGUCGAGGACCUUUCUUGGAACCCGGUCGAGGCCGUUUGGAACGUUACCGUCCGCAACAUCGACACCGGCGAUGUCGAGACGGCGACGGCAGACUUUGUGGUCACGGCCACGGGUCGUUUCAAUGCAUGGAGGCUGCCCGAGUUCGCUGGCCGAUCCGACUACCGUGGCGUCCUCCGGCAUGCCUCCAACUGGGACGGUGACUUUGACCUUGCGGGCAAGCGCGUCGCCGUCAUAGGAAAUGGUGCCAGCGGCAUCCAGCUCGUGGCCAACAUCCAAAAGACCGUCGGUCACCUGGACCAUUAUGCCCGCAACAAGACGUGGAUCGCAACCUCGCUGACGGGCGAAGAUCGCACCGUUGAGCCACAGCCCAUCCCGGAAGCACUCAAGGAGACCUUUCGGGCGGAUCCGCAGGCCUAUCUUAAGUUCCGCAAGGAGAUUGAGGACCGGAACUGGCGCCGCUUCAAGACCUUCUUUCGCGACUCGGAUGAGAACAAGAAGAUGAAGGAGGCCUUUGUCGACAUUAUGAAGCGCCGGCUUGCAAAGAAACCCGAGCUCAUCGAUGAGCUUAUACCCGACUUCUCGCCCAACUGCCGCCGCCUGACGCCGGGGCCAGGAUAUCUGGAGGCACUGACCGAGGACAACGUCGAGUACAUCCGGACGCCCAUUCGCCGUCUGACCGAGACCGGUAUCGAGACCGAGGACGGCCGCCACCGCGAGGUCGACGCCAUAUUCUGCGCCACCGGAGCAAACGUCGACAUGAUACCCUCCUAUUCCAUCCGCGCUGGCGGCCGCAACCUGCGUGAGGACUGGGCACCAGGCGGAAAGCCGGGCUUUCCCAAGACCUAUCUCGGCAAUGCAGCCCCCGGCUUUCCCAACCUGCUCUUCGUCCAUGGGCCCAACAGCUCCGGACCCUCGGGAUCGCUUCCGCACAGCGUCGAGAGCCAGGUGACUUUUGUGGCCAAGGUGUUGCGCAAGGUCUCACACGAGGGCAUCAAGACCAUCGUUCCAUCAGACAAGGCCGCCGACGACUUCACCGCCUUUAUCGACAGCUUUUUCAAAAAGACUGUCCUCACUGAGGCCUGCAGCUCCUGGUACAACGGCGGCCGUGUCGGGAACCGCAUCGUUGCUCUCUGGCCUGGCAGCUCCAGCCAUGCUGCCCUGGUCCGGCAAAACCCGCGAUGGGAGGACUGGGAGUACGAAUAUCUGUCCGGCUCGGGAAACCGCUUCCUCUGGUACUUUGGCAACGGCAUCACCAAGCGCGAGACAGAUCCCAACGCCGACAUGACGUCCUACCUGCAAGUGGCCGACGAUGUCGAUCUUCGUGCGGUACACGAGCUGUGGUGGGUUUAG